UGAAAACUAAAGCAUGAGGACGUUUCUACUCAGCAAUCUACUGCUGCUCUAUGCCUGGUUUUCUCAGAGUCUUUCUUCAGACUCACUUGUUGUUACUCAGACUCCUGAUGUUUCUGUCCAAGAAGGUGAAACCGGAAGCAUCUCCUGCUGCUGGAAAGGCACUCCUGAAAGAGUUGACGUCAAAUGGCUGAAAAGCCAAACUUUGAUCAAAAAUCAGAAAUUCAUUAAUCAGUCUAUCAGCUCUCAGAAUGAGCAGGGAAAUACCUGUUCAGUUCUGAUCUUUGCAAGGAUCACAUACAGAGAUUCGGGGCGAUACAUCUGCAAGGUUUCUGUGGAGAUACCAGUUUUAGCUAAAGGUGAAGGAAAUGGUACAACCAUCACAGUUACAGCCAGAGAGACGCCAGAUAAAGACACCAUAGCAGGCUUGUCCUCAGAAAUACUUGGUGUAACUCAGAGCCCUGACGUUUCUGUCGUAGAAGGAGAGACUGGAAGAAUCUCCUGCUGCUGGUCUGGGACGGCUCAAAGAGUCGGCGUCAAAUGGCUGAAAAACCAAACCUUAAUAAAAGAUGAGACCGUCAUAACUCAGUUUAGAGUCUCUCAGAAUGAGUCGGCUCAAACCUGUUCAGUCCUGACUUUAGCUAAAAUCACAAGCAGAGAUUCAGGAAGAUACGUCUGCAGGGUUUCUGUAGAGGUUCCUGUUUUAACUGAAAUUAAGGGAAAUGGUACAACUAUCACCGUAACAGCCAGAGAGACCGCAACUACCAGUACAGAAAAAGGGUUUCCCUCAGACGUACUUGUUGUUACUCAGAGUCCUGAUGCUUCUGUCCCAGAAGGCGAGUCUGAAAACAUCUCCUGCUGCUGGAUGGGAAAAGCUCAAGGAUUCGGCGUCAAAUGGCUGAAAGAUCAAACAUUAAUAAAAUACGAGAAUGUCGUCAACCAGUCUACAGUCUCUCAGAGCGAUCAGGCAAAUACCUGUUCGGUUUUGACUUUCUCAAAAAUCAAAAGCAGAGAUUCAGGAAGAUACGUCUGCAAGGUUUCUGUAGAGUUCCCAAAUUUAACUGAAAUUGAAGGAAAUGGGACAAUAAUUACAGUUACAGCCAGAAAGACCUCAACUAACAAUGCAGAAGCUGGUGUUUCUUCAAAUACUCUUGUUGCUUCUCAGAGUCCUGAUAUUUCAGUCCUAGAAGGACAGACUGGAAGAAUUUCCUGCUGCUGGACAGUACAGGCUCAACGGGUGGGUGUCAAAUGGAUGAAAAACCAAACACUGAUAGAGCAAAGGAUCGUCAUUAAUGAGCCCGAAGUCUCUCAGAAUGAGCGGCCGCAUGUCUGUUCCGUUCUGAUCUUAACAAACUUAACAAGCAGAGAUUCAGGGAGGUACAUCUGCAAGGUGUCUGUAGGGCUACCCAUUUUAACGGAAGUUGAAGGAAAUGGCACAACCAUCACAGUUAAAGCCAGACAUCACCAUGGUUUAGCCGAAACUCUUGUUGUCACUCAGAGUCCUGAUGUUUUAGUCCAAGAAGGAGAGAAUGGAAGAAUUUCCUGCUGCUGGACGGGAAAGGCUCAACGAGUGGGUGUCAAAUGGAUGAAUAACCAAACACUGAUAAAGCAAAGGACCGUCAUUGGAAUCUCUCAGAAUGAGCGGGCGCAUGCCUGUUCUUUUCUGAUCUUAACUAAUUUUACAAGCAGAGAUUCAGGGAGAUACACCUGCAAGGUUUCUGUAGAGGUACCCAUUCUAACUGAGGUUGAAGGAAAUGGCACAACCAUCACAGUUAAAGUCAGAGAUCACCAUGGUUUCGCCGCAAUGUGCUCCACAAACUCCAUCACAGCUUAA
Messenger RNA from Cyprinodon tularosa, 1831 nucleotides. RefSeq lists its product as uncharacterized. Gene Ontology annotation, biological process: B cell differentiation; B cell receptor signaling pathway. Gene Ontology annotation, cellular component: external side of plasma membrane; B cell receptor complex. The transcript has 7 exons. The coding region runs from base 14 to 1831 and encodes 605 amino acids. The record is from RefSeq and is a predicted model, not a curated record. NCBI's taxonomy places the organism in Eukaryota, Metazoa, Chordata, Actinopteri, Cyprinodontiformes, Cyprinodontidae.